AUGGAAAUAGUCAGGGGCAUGAGGGAUGACAGUCACGAUAGCGUUGAUAGUAGUCACAUGAUUAAAAAUGGCGUUUGCGAAAAGGAAAAUGACAUUCACGUGAUGAGCGAUGAGGAGGAAGUUAUGUUGCCUACAGACAAGAUGUUAAUCUCGAAAUCAACGGGGACAAGAAAUGCAAUGGGAGAGUUUAUUCCUGGUGAUGGAGAAAAACCUUUUACCGAACUAUCAUUACCAAGCCCAGGACCUUCGAGCUAUAGCCUAAGGGUGGGGCUAACCAAACCAAUGGUUCCCUCGUAUUCAAUUGUGGGCAGAGGCAAGGACGAGCUGAGUGAGUUGAGACAAUCUGUAUAUUUAGGAAAUUUGAGUCCAGGUCCCAAAUACGACACGAGUGAUGACGUUGUGUGGAAAAGAAAAACAUGCAGCUUAAAAUCCAAACUGGAAACAUCACCAUAUCGACCACACCAUAGUGAUCACCUGACCUGCAGUCUUGGAAGUGCUGCGUACAAGGUCGAUUACUACGAAACUGGACGACACGCUCCGAAGUGCACGAUUGCGACAAGAUUUAGUGAGCCUGUCAUUCCUGGUCCUCCAAACUCAGCCAUUGAACCUGUCGACACUAAAGGUUUUUCAACUCCGGGUCCAAGUUACUUUCCAUCUUCAUCCCAAGCUAUGGAGAAAUCUUUUGGUCUGAAAUGUAAUAUAGCAGUAGAUAAUGGUGUCCCGGGUCCAGGAAAAUACACAAUUGAAAAAAAAAACAGUGGAUCGCAGUACUCAUUUGGUCGUAAAGUCAGCCAUCGUUCACGUAUGUCCUUUUGUUAA
Messenger RNA from Xenia sp. Carnegie-2017, 819 nucleotides. RefSeq lists its product as uncharacterized. The transcript has 5 exons. NCBI's taxonomy places the organism in Eukaryota, Metazoa, Cnidaria, Anthozoa, Malacalcyonacea, Xeniidae. The record is from RefSeq and is a predicted model, not a curated record. The coding region runs from base 1 to 819 and encodes 272 amino acids.